AUGGCCGACAACGGUGAUGAGCAACAGCAACAACAGAAUGAACAUACAACAUCAACGAUGAGAUUUAAAAAUCGACUUAAAUCACAAGUAUUAUUACCUUCAACUGGUCUAAUUCUUCGACAACUACCUGGAGGCAAUGUAACAGUAACGCCUAUAAGAAAGAGACGAACUGCUUCCGAACAAAUCACUCGAUAUGAUCGUGUAAUGCAGUUGAAUAUGAGCCCGGCGUUAGCAACAGCUGCUGCACCAGCAUUACAUAAAGAUAAUUGGCAACAAAGACGUUAUAAUUUUUUAAGUAAAUAUAGUAUGUUUAGUGGAGAAUUAAAAGAUGAUGUUGUCGAUCAAAUUGGUGUUAAUGAACAAGAUACUGACAUUGAGCAAAAAGCUAUGGUUCCGACACAACAAAUUCUCACAUCUGACAGUAUGGAUUCUGAAGCAUUGAGUGCUAAACGUGUAUCGAUUUUGGGUAUGGCUGUUUACGGUGUUCGAAAUUUACUUGCUAUAGACGAGAUAUCACACACGAAACCGAUACGUGCAGCGGAAUCAUUACAUGAGGAACAGGACGAAGAGGAACAAACCGAUGAAGCUGGUAUUUGUUUAAAAAAGAUUACAUCAAUAAAUAAAAGUAGUCAACAAGAUUUAACACGAGCAGAACCGAUUGGAAUUAAUGAGUGUGAUCAUGUAGAUUCAUAUCUUGGUACUCAGAAGACAUGCCCAGAAAAUGAUAGUAUUCCAAGUCCAACUAUUGUUACUUCUCGAAUUAAUACUUCUAGUCAAAGACAAUUACCGAAUAAAAAUGGUCUGCUCCACGCAUUUCUUUCUCAUUUUUCUCAUUCUAAUCAUCAAUCAUUAAAACAACAAAAUAAAAAAUUAGCUGAAAUUCAUGAAUCUUAUCGUUUACAUCGUCCAUACUUUACAUAUUGGGUAACAUUUGUUCAAAUUAUUGUUUGUGUCAUUUCAUUAAUUGUUUAUGGUAAUGCUCCAUUAUCAUCUACUCAAUCUAAAAAUACUUCUAUAUUUAAACAACAAAAAUUUGAUUUAACAAUGAAUCCAUGGUUUGGUCCAUAUCCAGCCGAUUUAAUUCGAUUAGGAGCAAAAUAUACACCAUGUAUUCGUACGCAUGAUGAAGUUAAAAGUCGAUAUGAAAAACAAGCACGAUUAGAAGCUAUGUCUGGUUGUUGUAUUGAUUCAACUACUGGCUAUUGUAUGCAAACAUUAUCUCAACAAUGUUUUUCACGUGCAGGUUUGACAUGGCAUCGAACAUCAAUCAUAGGUAAAAAUCUCAAAGAUGAAAAUAAUAUUAUCUAUCCUGCUGUAUGUGGACUUACACCAGAAACAUGUACUAAACGAUUAAUUGGUAAUCGAGCACGAGAAGAUGAUAGCUCAUGGCCAUCAACAUUAGUUGAUUCAAACAUUUUUAAAUGGUCGCCAAAUGCUGUUAAAUGGCCGGUUUGUCUCGAACAAGAUCAUAGUCGCAUAGUUAAUAAUAUGUCUCUUUAUCCACAUAUGCAAUGUAAAAAUAUAGCAAGACCAUGCUGUACAGGCAUACUUGGAGAUUGUAUAUUAACAUCAAGUGAUGAUUGUCAUCGGCGACGAGGAACAUAUCAUCCACGAGCUCAUUUAUGUUCUCAAAUUGAUUGUAUCCAGAAUGUUUGUGGUAUGCUAGAAUUUUUCGUUGCACGUUUGCCCGAUCAAGUCUAUCGAUUUUGGACCGCUAUCUUUAUUCAUGCUGGUAUAAUUCAUUUAUUAAUAACUAUUAUAUUUCAAUAUACAAUCAUGCGCCCAUUAGAAAAGUUAGCUGGUUGUAUUCGUGUAAUGAUCAUUUAUAUUGUUUCUGGCUUUGUUGGAAGUCUAGCAAGUGCAUUAUUUUUACGUGAUUCAGUUCAAGUUGGACCUGGUGGUGGACAAUUUGCAAUACUUGCUUGUUAUCUCAGUGAAUUAUUUCUUGGUUGGCGUUCAUUAAAAAGACCAUGGGCAGGAUUUUUUAAAAUAAUCAUAUGUCUCUUCUUAUUAUUUACUGUUGGCUUACUACCAUUAGUUGAUAAUUACUCGCAAUGUUUUGGCUUUCUUACUGGUUUCAUGUUAAAUAUGAUCGUUUUUCCAGAUGUUAGCUAUAAAAAAAAUGUUCGCCGCCUUGUUGUUAUUACCGCAGCAUUGGCAACAACAAUUGCGUUAUUCAUUGUAUUAAUAACAUUAUUUUAUACCCUAUCAUUCGAAUGUCCAUCAUGUAAAUUAUUAAAUUGUUCAUUUGGCAGCAGUUGCCGAAAUUAUACAUACAAUUCAGUCUAG
Molecule: messenger RNA, 2289 nt
Organism: Rotaria socialis
Lineage: Eukaryota; Metazoa; Rotifera; Eurotatoria; Philodinida; Philodinidae
Source: the annotation of a GenBank genome assembly